Messenger RNA from Radiomyces spectabilis, 821 nucleotides. RefSeq lists its product as uncharacterized. NCBI's taxonomy places the organism in Eukaryota, Fungi, Mucoromycota, Mucoromycetes, Mucorales, Radiomycetaceae. The coding region runs from base 69 to 746 and encodes 225 amino acids. The transcript has 2 exons. The record is from RefSeq and is a predicted model, not a curated record.
GAAGCUCUCGGUGUACCGUUGCAUAACGAAUUGUUCUCAUUCUUUUACUCUUAGUCGAAGCUUCGAUUAUGCAUCGCUUCUCCUUCCCGUUUCGGAGUAUAACUCGCACUUCGUUAGUGCUACUUCAACGAUUUCUCUCUUUUUCUUCUUCCAAAUCUUCGCUUAUUCGAAUGGUCUACGAUUGCUCAGGAAGCAUAAUCCACACAACACUUGAUAUCGAUGAACGCUAUGAUCUAGGUCCUGAAUUCCAACGCCACCCUGUCGAUGGAAAAAAACUAUCCAUUCAUCAAGGCACCACCUUAUUACAUCCAGUUUCGAAUGUACAGAUAUUGUCUGAUACUACCAGUCGAGUUGGAUACACCACAGACCCUGUAAAUCAUGAUGCGCAUUCAGCCGUAGCGAUACUCACCAAGGAAGCCGACUUGAACAGUUACUUUGACUAUGUCAAAAGUGAACAAGUUUGCAGAGAGACACCAGACCUUAUCAACGAUGACAGCGGUACCUUUUCCACAACCUAUACCCCAAAUAAUGGCGACGAAGUCCUUGAAACUUUAUUUGAUACCAUGUCAAUUGUUACGGAAAAAUCUCCCCCGUCGCCGCCGGAAUCUCUGGAAGCUUACCAUAAAACUUUAAUACGCUUAUGCAACCAAAACCUACACAAGGCAGAUAUUCCAAGCAUUCAUUUAACGUUACCAGCUGUAUAUAGAGUUCGUCUUGCUAAAUAUUCGAUCAUGAAUCAUACAUGAUAUUAAAUUCUAGUGUAGGUCAAUGGAGCACGUCGAACCUAUUUAAAGCUAAAUGUGUUUAUAUUUUGAUUCGAU